GUCCCCGCCCUGCUGGCCUACCGGCGCGCCCAGGACCAAGAGGCCCUCCUGGCCCUCGAGUUCACCGGCCUGGCCGAGUACCUGGCGCUGCUGCGGGCCGCCGCCCGGGCCCUCGCCCCCUUGGGUUCCAGUGCCAUGUUCUAUUUGGCAGCCGCUGUAUCUGACUUUUACAUCCCUCCUUCCGAGAUGCCCGAACAUAAGAUCCAGUCGACCGAUGGACCUCUGCAGAUCACCAUGAAGAUGGUACCAAAAAUGCUUUCCCCUCUGGUGAAAGAAUGGGCCCCCGAAGCAUUUGUGAUCUCGUUCAAGCUGGAAACCAACCCGGACAUCUUAAUUGAGAAGUCCCGGCGGGCCUUGGAGAAAUACCGCCACCAGGUGGUCAUUGCCAACCUGCUGGAGUCCCGGAGAACCUCUGUGAUUGUGGUGACCCGGGAUCUGGAGACCCGGCUGUCGCUUUCGGAAGAUGAAAUUGCUCAGGGCCUGGAAAUUGAGGAGAAGAUCGUGAGCCACCUGGAGUCUCGGCACAGAGAUUUCAUACAGCAGGGAUCCUCUACUUAAAAGUGAAUUGUCUGAAUCUUUAAAUCAUAACUAAAAACGGUUUGGUGGUGGUGGUGGUGGACUUACAAGACUCCUGUUAUUUGAUAAUCAGGGAUGACUCAACUACAGGGUUGUAUGGGAUAAAAAGUAAAACUGUGACACUACAUGACUUUUUUGUACACAGUGGCUGCUUACUGGAGAAAAUAUAUAUGUAUAUAAAUAACAGAAACAUUCCAACCUCGUAGCUUGUCUUACUAUAUGCAGUCUCCUAGCCAGGGUUUUUUUUUUUUUUUGAGUUGUUGUAUUCAAAUCAUUACCAUGUUAUGUGUGUCUUGCCUUCUACUGAACAGAGUUUUCCCUAAAUCAUUUUGUUGUUAGGAGAUCUAAAAUGGAAUGCCUUAAGUCAAGUUUCUAAUAUCUUUCCAUGGCCUCAGGAAAUCAGUCCCUCUUUGUCACAGAGAAUGCUGUAACGUCGCUUUCGUUGCCUGUAAAACAAAAUCCUCGUACGCAAGACAAUGGAACAACUCUGAUGGAGAAGACAUUUUAUUUGGGCCAAAAGCGGGGUUUAGAUUGCUUGGAAUAAAGAGUGAUUGUCCGCA
Pogona vitticeps (central bearded dragon) is the source of this 1136-nucleotide messenger RNA. It is a transcript of the gene PPCS, whose product is annotated as phosphopantothenoylcysteine synthetase. The record is from RefSeq and is a predicted model, not a curated record. NCBI's taxonomy places the organism in Eukaryota, Metazoa, Chordata, Lepidosauria, Squamata, Agamidae.